Molecule: messenger RNA, 2642 nt
Organism: Tuber aestivum (summer truffle)
Lineage: Eukaryota; Fungi; Ascomycota; Pezizomycetes; Pezizales; Tuberaceae
Source: the annotation of a GenBank genome assembly
GGCGCAACCCUCACUCCAAUGUCCACCUCUAGAAGCCCUCCAGACUCAAGUUCUCCCUUAUUGAAAACAGCUAACUCCGAAGCCGGGAGCGAUGGCGACACAGCUCAGCUCCUCGCGCCAGGACACACGCCGGAGCUAAAGCGAAACCACACGAAGCUGUACUGUUUCUCUCCUUACCCAACCUCCGCGCAUCUAACACGCACGCUAUAGGUCUAUGCUAGGUCUUGCAUUCGCCAUCUUAAACUCGUGGACGGCAUUAUCUGCUAGCUUAUCGAUCGCUCUCCCGUCCGGGGGCCCAUCAGCGGUGCUGUGGGGGUUGGUCAUUUCGGGUUUGUGCAAUAUUUGCUUAUCGGCGAGUCUGGCCGAAUUUUUGAGUGCUUGGCCGACGUGGGUUUACCCUACCCUUUUUCUGCCUUCCUCGAUGUUGGUACACUAACUGUCAGGGAUAGGGCCGGUGUAAGUUCCUUUUUCAUUAGUCCACUGCGUACCGAAUUGAUUUUCGGGUGUUGAUGGGAUAUGACGGGGGACAGGGGCAAUACCAUUGGGUAGCAGAGAUCUCGCCAAAGGAGUGGGUGCCACUGUUAAGUUGGGUUUGCGGGUGGAUAAAUUGCUCUGGUUGGGUGUUGCUAGUUGCUACCGGUGGGAGCUUGGGAGGACAAGUUAUUGCUGGGCUUUUGGGGUUGAUGCGCCCGGUAUGUGCCCGAGAUUUUCUCCGAACGGGGGGCUAGGGUUCCAGCUAACCGGUGGGAUAGGAUUAUGAAUUGUCGAACUUAGGGACCUUUUGGAUAUAUUCUGCUUUCACUAUUGCUUCGUUCCUAAUCAAUGCGUUUGGGAAUAGAGUUUUGCCGUUAUUCACCAAAAGCGCUUGUGAGUAUUCGUUCUACCUUCGAGUAAGCUCUGGGCGGGGUUGAUCGAGAGUAGUUCUUUGGUCCAUUUCUGGACUUGCUGUUAUCUCGGCAACGCUAUUGGCCACGGCACCGGAGUACCAACCCGCCGAAUUUGUUUUCAAAAAGUUUGUCAACCAGACUGGCUGUAGGUCUAUUGAAUUGUGUUUCCUGGGAUAAUGGUUUAUGAUGCUAACCGACGAUGUUUGCCAGGGCCUGAUGGAGUUGCCUGGCUGAUGGGUGGGUUUCUAGCGAUGGCUAUCGUGAAUUCACAUAAUUAAUAGGGCGUAGGCUUUCUACAGGGAGCGCUCGCACUCACUGGAUACGAUGCUGUCGCUCACAUGAUCGAAGGUAAUGACAUCCCUUUAGGGCGUAGACACGCGCACGGACUGAUUUCCCUGCAGAGAUUCCGAAUCCGACCAAAGAAGGGCCGGUACUAAUGGUGUAUGCUGUGAUGAUUGGUAUGAGUACUGGGUUUGCUUUUCUGACAGUACUGUUAUUUUGCAUGGGAGAUAUCCAAGACGUAAUUAGCGCUGCAGAGGGGUAGGGUCAUUAUUCCUUCUUAGAACACAUCCUGACAGAAUUAUAGGCCUUUAUUAUCAAUCUUUUAUCACGCUACAAGAAACAAAGCCCUUUCAGCGCUCCUUACGAUGUGAGAAAUGAGAUGUCUUUUACCAUUUCACUAUGCUAAAUAUAGGCAGCUUCCCGCUUGGUUGUCUCCUCUUUGCGUCAACAACACUUAUGACAACCUCCUCUCGAAUCCUCUACGCCUUUGCCCGGGACAACGGUCUUCCAUUUUCGGCCGUCUUUGCGACUAUUCAUCCAACAUUACAAGUGCCGCUAAAUUCUCUCCUCCUGACCACAAUUCCAGUCCUGCUUCUCGGUAGCUUAUACCUCAUUUCCACUACAGCCCUAAACGCAAUAUUCUCCACAGCGGUCAUUUCGCUGGCGCUAUCAUAUGGAUUUCCUGUCUUAAUCAACGUCCUAACGGGCCGCAAGCGGCUCCCCGAUGACCGAGACUUCAAGUUACCCGGUAUUGUGGGCUGGGUCUGCAAUCUUGUGGGGUUAGGCUUUGUAGGCGGUUGCACAGUGCUAUUCGUCCUUCCACCACGGCUCCCGGUGACCAGGGAAAACAUGAAUUAUUCCUUUUUGGUAUUUUUGACAAUUGUUGGGAUAUCUACUUUGGCCUAUCAUUUUGAAGGGAAGGGUGUGUUUACUGGGCCUGUGACGGAGAGUCAUCACCACCACCAUCCCAUCGCGCAGAGUGCCGCCGAGGCGGACGCCGAAGGUGGCUGGAGACCAAGAAUGCCGAUCUUGGCGCACGGCGUUGGAGAGGAGGAAGAGGAGGAAGAGGAAAGUGCCGUUACUGUUUGACGCCGAGAUGUUUGAUGGUAGCGAUAGUUCCUAGGCCUUGUAUGUCUAGAGUUCCGCGGUCUUGGGUAGUAUGAGUAGCAGAGAUUUGGAGCUGUAUGGGUACAGAAGUGGUUGUUUUUGGUGUCGGUUUCUGAUACUCUGUCAUGAUAGAUUUGUUUGAGUCAUGCGGUGCUCCACCGUAGGAUGGUGCUUGAUUAUUGAAAAGGAAUAGGAAAAGAAACUGGUGCUAUGCGUCAGUAGAGAAGGAGUAUUCUUUCUAAUUCUAAUAGGUUCUCCUGAACCUCGAUUUCUUUGAUCUCUGAUAUCUCCAAGUACCAGCACUAGAGGACUUCACGUAGGAAUCUAGUAGGGAUUUAGAAUUAUACUUGGCAUAUCUUCGCACUU